AUGUCCGACUCCGAGACUUUUGACACGGAUAUGUUUAUUGAGGAGAUUCGCAAUUUGCCAUGCAUUUGGGAUCAAAGGACAGAGGAGUAUUCCAAUCGCAUAUUAAAAAACAAAGCAUGGGAAAACCUUUGCAUGAAGUUUUAUGAAGAUUUUGAUAAUAAGGAAACAAAAGAAAAAAACCAGUGUGCUGCCAACUUACAAAGAAAAUGGAAAAGCUUAAGAGACUCUUUCAACAGAGACCUUAAAAAACAAAAUUCACAGAGAAGUGGUUCAGCAGACGAUGACAUCGAACAAAUCGAUAAUGAAGACGAUAAUACUACUGAAACGAGUGACUCUGAAGUUUGGAAGAGACCAAAAAAUAUCCAAAGAAAAAAAGAUGAUGCAGAAUAUGGGUUAAUAAAAAAAAUUACAAGUCAUUUGAGCGAUCAAGUAACUGCACAUACUCGUACACAGGAACCUGACAAGUCCUGUGACAGUGAUAUGCAUUUUUUGCUAUCUUUAUACGAUAGAUUUAAGACCAUUCGCGAUGAUUGGAAACUGAAUGCUCAGAUAGAAAUAUUGAAUGUAAUUAAAAAAUAUCACACACCUACAACUACACGUAAUGAUAAUUACAGUGAAUAUGGACAGGGGUAUACGACACCAGCGUACCAACCGUACGAGCGACCAUCAACGUCUAGGUAUCGGCCGGAUAUGGAAACAGGCUCUCCGCAGCUUCACAAUUUGCGUACUGCAUCCACACCAAGAGAUAUUUCAGUACCAGAAUCUCCACUCAGCGUCUCUUCUCAGGCUUCAAACUAUAAUGAUCCGAUUAUAACGGAUAUUUUCGGAGAUUAA
This is a messenger RNA of Parnassius apollo (apollo), 834 nucleotides long. The record is from the annotation of a GenBank genome assembly. NCBI's taxonomy places the organism in Eukaryota, Metazoa, Arthropoda, Insecta, Lepidoptera, Papilionidae.